AUUCUGUUUUCUUUUCUUGUUUCGACCUCGUGUUUACAUUUUCGUAAUUAACUUUUAAUCUUUUCGAUUUUGACAAUUUUUAGAUUAAUCAUGUUGAGAUCUAAAGUGAAUAUGAUCUAUCGAUUAGCAAACACUGGUCAUUGUUGUUCAAUUGGUUUACAGAGAUUCGGUUAUCGUAAUCAACACUUUUGGGUUAUACCGGGUAAACGAUUAUCUGUUUCAUCAGCAAUUAAAAAAUAUCUUGACAAUUUCCGAUGGUUUUCUGGUCAACAACAAUCAACUCCAAGUGCUGGUGAAGAAUAUUUAACUAAUAAACUGAAAGAUAAGAUUCCAAAUUGUUCCCAUGUGGAGGUUCAUGAUGUUUCUGGUGGAUGCGGAGAGAUGUACGAGAUUUAUGUUGUUUCAACUGAUUUUAAAGGAAUAACAGUCUUAGCUCAACAUAAGAUGGUGACCGAUGCUCUCAAGGAAGAUAUUCCUAAAUUUCAUGGUAUUCGUGUGGCAACAUCAUCAACACCACCACCUCCUGAGACAUAGAUUCCAAAUGUACAGAGUAUUAACAUUGGUGUUUACUAACCUUAUGUCUUUAUUAGUUUUCAAAUGUUACCGGUUAUUGGGGUUACUUAUUAACCUCUACUACUAAGAAAAAUAAAAUAAAAAUUCAAUCGUCAAUUGAAUGAGCCUGAUAACAUCA
This is a messenger RNA of Panonychus citri (citrus red mite), 691 nucleotides long. RefSeq names its product bolA-like protein 3. NCBI's taxonomy places the organism in Eukaryota, Metazoa, Arthropoda, Arachnida, Trombidiformes, Tetranychidae. The record is from RefSeq and is a predicted model, not a curated record. The coding region runs from base 91 to 534 and encodes 147 amino acids. The transcript has a single exon.